This is a messenger RNA of Cylicocyclus nassatus, 573 nucleotides long. The record is from the annotation of a GenBank genome assembly. Lineage: Eukaryota; Metazoa; Nematoda; Chromadorea; Rhabditida; Strongylidae.
AUGCCACUUAGAACACUCAAGCGUGGUCGUUUCUUGAUAUUCGAUCCCAGUAACAAUACAGCAGAACAAGAUUUUCUGGAAAAAUCAAUCAAGGAAAAAUACCCGCUUCUGCAGGUAACAAAGCAUAUUUCCGACGACUGGCUUCAUUUGUGGCCGAAGGAAUAUCCAUGGACAGUUGCAGGAGUUUUAUUGAGAAGCAAGAAAGAUAUAGACAGGGGUUUGAGAGAACAUCUCUGGCUUCUCGCACCUUACGUGAUUAACAAAGAAGAAAUUCUUUUUCCUCUGAUUAGUGAAUUAGAAUUCGGAUUAGGAAAAAUCAAGUUUGAUGUUUCUAAAACCAUGGUUAGCCAGUCCUUGCUCACGAAAGUUCAUUCUGGACAUUCUGGACUUGUGAGAACUCUCCUUUAUUGGUUCGCUUUGAUAUUGCUCAAUACAUCUUUCGUCACAUCACUGAUUGAGGAAAGAAAAUGUGGCUUUCGGCAUCAGCAAAUGUUGGCUGGUUUGUCGCCGUUGAUUUUUUGGGCUGCAAGUUUAUUCUGGGAUGUUUUUCUGAUAACAUUAAUGUCGAGUAUC